GCCAAACGAAAGAGCCGGAGGAGCAGAUAACCCGCUUCACCGUUUAACGUCAGUCUCCACGUUAUUAACUAAUUCCUGAGAAAUAGCAGAAUGUCCGAAGAAAAGCCAAAGGAAGGAGUGAAGACGGAGAAUGACCACAUUAACCUGAAGGUAGCUGGUCAGGACGGGUCAGUCGUACAGUUCAAAAUCAAGAGGCAUACUCCGCUCAGUAAACUAAUGAAGGCAUACUGCGAAAGACAGGGAUUGUCAAUUCGUCAGAUAAGGUUUAGGUUUGAUGGACAGCCAAUUAAUGAAACAGACACACCUGCACAGCUGGAGAUGGAGGAUGAAGACACUAUUGAUGUAUUUCAACAACAGACAGGAGGCAUCUGUUCUUAAGUGGACUGUACUCUUGGAAGAACAUCCACACUAUCUUUUCAUGUUGUAUUUGUUUAUUUCUGUUUUUACUUUUUUUUCACUGUGCUUUGCUGAAUGUCAGGCUGUCCACAACAUAAAAGGGGUUUUUAAUUUGGAAGUCAAAUCAUGACUUUGAGAUGCAGGGUAAUGUUUUUUUUUUUUUUUUUAACUUGUUUUAUUCACAUAAAUGGAUGAUUUGAAAUUGUCCAAGGAAGUGACACAUCUCAAAUCAGAUAUGACUUGUAAAAAAAACAAACAAAAAAAAACCUGUUGUGUUCUCUUGAUGUUGAGAUGACAUCCUGCAUGUCUCAUAAAUUGUAAGCUAAAGUACAUGCCAAAAUCUUUUUUUUCUUCUUCUUCUUUUUUUUUUCUUCUGUUUUAAGUUUUCCAGAUUGUUGUAAGCAUUCAAAUUCAGGAUGAGCUCAUUUUAAUUCAUGUACUUGAUGAAAACUGCUGCAUGGGAGCAUUUGGUUAAUUGCUCCAUAGAUUGGAAAGGCAUAACAUUUUUCUCAUCUCAUAUUUUUUUUUUUUUUUUUUUUUUUUUUAAACCCUUAGAUACAGAUAAUUUCAUGUUUCCAUGCCCAUUUUACCUUCUACAGUUGCUAGAAAAAAUGCUUGUGCUGAGAAAGAUCCAUAUGGAUGGUUUACCUCAAUACUGUCACACUCGACGCAGAUUUAACUGAAUGGUAAAUAAAGUACAGUAAUGUUUAUGGACCAAAAAUGCUAAAUGAAUAGUGUUCUUUUAUAAAAGGGUUUGGUUACCAUAAGAUGUAGAUGUAAGAGAUUACUGUUACUCUGUAACGGUGGUCUUUUCCCACUUUUUCAGGACCUUUUAGCAGUCCAGAAAUGUUUCAUCUAAAGUUAUAUAUUUCACUAUAAAUAUUGAGUCAAUGCUGUGUUUCCAAUUUGAAUACAUUUGUCUAAAAUCUAUCCAUAUUAUCAACAGAUUAGUUUGUUGGACUUGCGUGUUGUAGAAAUCUUGUAAGAAUAUCCACCGUCAUUUUAAAAGUUAACAUUUGCUAGAUUUGCAGGGUGAUAUUGGCAGAUAUUUCACUUUUUUUUUUUUGAUUUGUACAUUUGUUGUCCCUAUACUGUAUACAAUAAAUAUAGUUUGAUACUCA
Seriola dumerili (greater amberjack) is the source of this 1517-nucleotide messenger RNA. RefSeq names its product small ubiquitin-related modifier 3 (gene sumo3b). NCBI's taxonomy places the organism in Eukaryota, Metazoa, Chordata, Actinopteri, Carangiformes, Carangidae. Gene Ontology annotation, molecular function: protein tag activity; ubiquitin-like protein ligase binding. Gene Ontology annotation, biological process: protein sumoylation. The transcript has 4 exons. The coding region runs from base 91 to 378 and encodes 95 amino acids. The record is from RefSeq and is a predicted model, not a curated record. Gene Ontology annotation, cellular component: nucleus.